Molecule: messenger RNA, 1320 nt
Organism: Didymosphaeria variabile
Lineage: Eukaryota; Fungi; Ascomycota; Dothideomycetes; Pleosporales; Didymosphaeriaceae
Exons: 2
Coding region: 1-1320 (439 amino acids)
Molecular function (GO): FMN binding; oxidoreductase activity
Source: RefSeq, a predicted model, not a curated record
AUGAAGCUUUCCCACCUCAUGCACUGCGCCGUGCUCUACAUGCAAAUAGCUCACGCACGCGCCCAAUCCGCCCAAUCCGCCCAAGAACUAAUAAACUCAGUCCUGAACCCACCAUCAAACUCUUCACGCUACGCAUCCUACAGUUCAGAAAUAUACUUCAACCACACGCUCUACAACACCACACCCAUCGCCUCUACCAACUAUUUCAAACUCGAGGCCUCCGCGAAGAAGCUCCUAGCACCAGAAGCCUACGACUACGCAGCCGGCGGCGCAGGUUUAGAAAAGACCGUCGCGGCUAACAGAGCAGCGUUCGACAAAUGGCACAUCCUUCCACGCGUCAUGCGUCCUGUUCAACCGAAACGAGAUCUCAGUACUACGCUGUUUAAUAGAACGAUACCCGCACCGAUAAUCAUGGCUCCGGUAGGCGUACAAACGCUCUUCCACCCCACAGGCGAGCGCUCGACCGCCGCAGUCUUCGGACAGGAAGGCCUACCCUAUACGCAAAGCACAGCAUCCAGCACCGGGUUCGCAAACGUAGCUGCUGCGAACGGCGCCGGGAACCCGCGAUGGUACCAACUCUACUGGCCCUCCGACGACGACUUGCUACGCUCGUACCUCACCACCGCGAAGAAAAGCGGGUUCGAAGUCUUGGUCGUGACGGUAGAUACGUGGGAUCUCGGAUGGCGCACGCGCGACCUUGACAGAGGAUUCUUCCCUUUCAUCAAUGGCGUAGGUGUCCAAAUCGGGCUCGAAGAUCCGGUCGCGCAUGAAAAGCUUGGAUUCGAUCCGCUUGCGAAGAAUGCGACGGAGGAGCAGAAGCAGAUGGCGGCUUUGUAUCAUACUAUUGUGACGAGCCGCGGUGUGAGUCCCGUGUGGGAGAAUGUAGGGAAGUUGAGGGAGAUCUGGGGAGAUGCGCCGAUUUUACUGAAGGGUGUGCAGAGUGCUGAGGACGCAAAGCUUGCGAUGAAGUAUGGUCUUGAUGGGGUGAUUGUUUCUAAUCAUGGCGGGCGUCAAAUUGACGGCGCCGUCGGCUCGCUCGACGCUCUUCCUGCGAUUGUCGAAGCUGUAAAGAGGAAUUUGACCAUCGGCUUCGACGGUGGCAUUCGUUCUGGCGCUGACAUAUUCAAAGCCCUUGCUCUCGGCGCAGAUUUCGUCCAAGUUGGACGCCCUGUCCUGUGGGGUCUUGCACACCAGGGUGAGAAGGGCGUGCGUCAUGUAUUGAAGAGCUUGCUUGCGGAUCUGGAGAUUACGGUUGGGCUGGCAGGUUGCGCUUCCCUCAAGGACAUGGAUCGGAGUCUGUUAGUGGAGAAGAGAGGCUAG